Molecule: messenger RNA, 924 nt
Organism: Condylura cristata (star-nosed mole)
Lineage: Eukaryota; Metazoa; Chordata; Mammalia; Eulipotyphla; Talpidae
Gene: AFMID
Product: arylformamidase
Exons: 11
Coding region: 1-924 (307 amino acids)
Molecular function (GO): arylformamidase activity
Source: RefSeq, a predicted model, not a curated record
AUGGAAGUCCCCCGCGGGAGUCGCAAGGGCGAGGCGCCCUGGGAGAAGAUGACUAAAGAGGAGCUGGAGAAGCAGUACAGCCCCAGCCGGUGGGCGGUCCGGAGAAGCGCGGAGGAGGCCCUGAGCACCUACUCACAGAGAGGAGUCCAGGCCACUGAGAGGGCCCGGGCCACCAGGAGGAGCCUUCUGAGUGUCCCCUACGGAGCCGGGGAAGGGGAGACGCUGGACAUCUACCUUCCUGAGGACGAGUCUGAGGCCUGGCCGGUCCUGCUGUUUUUUCACGGAGGAUACUGGCAGAGCGGCAGUAAAGACCAGUCUGCCUUCAUGGUCCUCCCGCUCACGGCUCGGGGCGCGGCCGUGGUGAUAGUGGGCUACGACGUGGCCCCCAAAGGCACCCUGGACCUGAUGGUGGACCAGGCGGCCCGGAGCAUCGUCUUCAUCCAGAAGCGGUUCCCGUCCAAUAGGGGUGUUUACCUGUGUGGACACUCGGCUGGGGCCCACCUGGUCUCCAUGACGCUCCUGGCUGACUGGACCAAGCAUGGGGUCACCCCCAACCUCAAAGGCCUGUUCCUGAUGAGCGGGGUCUAUGACCUGGAGCCCCUCCUGCACACCCCUGAGAACGAUGCUCUUGGAAUGACCCUGGAGGACGCUCAGAGGCACAGCCCACAGCGGCUUCUGGAGGAGUCCCCGCGGCAGGCCAGGGACCCAGCGCUCCGCAUACUGGUCACCGUGGGCCAGCACGACUCCCCCGAGUUCCGCCGGCAGUCCAGGGAGUUCUGUCAGGUGCUGCACCAGAAGGGCUGGAGCAACCUCUCGUUCGCGGAGAUCCAGGACGUGGAUCACUUUGAAACCAUUUGGAGCCUCACGCAGCAGGACCACGUGCUCACCCAGAUGAUUUUGGACACAAUCUUCCAGGGGUGUUGA